AUGUCUCUCGACCGUGGCGACCGGGCCACCGUCUCCACCUCCACGACGUUCACCGCACUAGGAUGGCCGUCCAUCACUGCCGAUCUUUUGAUCAAAACGGCCCUCGGACUGCGCGCAAAUGGGUGGGUGGAUGCUGAGGAUGAUGAGCGACAAGACGAAGGGGGUGGGGAGGCCAAGGGUCGGUGGGACAGGGGGGAGUCGACAGUACUGUGA
Molecule: messenger RNA, 213 nt
Organism: Verticillium alfalfae VaMs.102
Lineage: Eukaryota; Fungi; Ascomycota; Sordariomycetes; Glomerellales; Plectosphaerellaceae
Exons: 2
Coding region: 1-213 (70 amino acids)
Source: RefSeq, a predicted model, not a curated record